Molecule: messenger RNA, 2685 nt
Organism: Clonostachys rhizophaga
Lineage: Eukaryota; Fungi; Ascomycota; Sordariomycetes; Hypocreales; Bionectriaceae
Source: the annotation of a GenBank genome assembly
ACCUCGCCUCGGCUCGGCGGUCAGGUUGGCGGCAGCUUCGCCAACCGGCGCGGUCAUGCUAGUCAACUCUCCAUCUCGGAUCCUAGCCAUCAUGUUACUGAAGCGAUUGGCACACUCUACGGCGACGAAGAUGAAUCACCGCUGGCGGACAACAUGAAUAGACCGUUGAGUUUCAUUGGCGGCUCGCCUUUCUCCGAACAAAUCCAUUUUGUACCACAAAACAGAGAUCUUUUGUCACCCGAUGCGUCGAGACAAACAAAUAGGGCGGCGUCAGAGCCAACAUCGCCCUUGUUCAAUGGCGAACGGGGCAGUCUCAAAAAGUCGCCUCCAGCGAUGCUCCAGGGUCAACAACGUAAAGGCUCUUUUGAAAAUGGUCCAAAAUCACCACGAUCACCACCUCUGUCUCUCCGAGACGUGCAAACGGAUGCGGCUACCUCUCAAUACACACUCACAAACAUCGAUAAUGCGAACGACAUUGCCCAGGAAUUAAGUAAUCUACAAGCACUCAGGCGGAUGUCAAUGGAUGUGGGGAAUAUCAAAGAUCCGGACAUGCCUCAGAUGUCUCUCUCGAGCAUUCCCCUGGUUGCACCAACUGGUGAUGAUGAUGAGGCCGAUCCUUCACGUUUACUCUGGGUGCCCGCGCGAGUUCACCCGGAACUAGCACCAACGGAAUUCAAGUCAUUUCUUGAAACUCGAGUCCAAUCGAUACGUAGGAAGUCGAGAGAUAUGGGAUUGGGUGACGGAGAUCUCGGCCCCAGCAAUUCAGGCUCAUCACUAGGCGUGGGUCAGUCCCUGAGGCGACAAAAGUCAAAGCUUUCGAGGCAGAUUGUGAAUAAUACAGGCCAAGGUGCCUCGGGAUAUGUUGAUGGUGCUGAAAGACUUGAACGACAAAGAUCACAACGAGAACGACAGAACUCCGAACUCAGUUUAGAGGACCUUGUCAAGGACCCAACCAAAGCUGUGAAAAGGCUCGCUCAAGAAUCCCAGGCUGCCAGCGAUGGCGCGGAAGGCAACCCUGAUGAUAGGCCUAUUUUGCCAAUGCCUCCCGGCAUGGGUCUUCGAAGAUCUACCAGGACCCAAUACCGCAAAGGUGGAAGUUUACGGGGAGAAAGGCCUUUCUCAAGACGCAUAGGGCACCGCCACCAGGAGAGCGAGGACUCGGGAACCCCCCCAGUUCCAGCUCCACCAGGACACGCGAUUAUGAGAGUACAAACAGAGCCCAUUUCCGAAGAACAGUCGAGAUCCUCAGCUCGUUCACCUGAGCUUACUCGAGAAUCUGCGGAGUCCUCAACUACACUCGACAGCCCCUCGCCACGAGCUGAGCGGCCGCCAACGCAGGCGUCGUCUCAAGAGUCACACGAGCCAGCAAAAUAUGCUUCAGCUUCCGAUUAUAGCCCACGGCCUUCCGAGGUUACGGUGGAACAAGACAAAGAAAUUGGCUCACCUCCCCGAGAGGGCUCAGUGCGCUCACCAAUCCCAUCACAAUCAGAACCUGCCCAUGAUCCUAUUCCUUCCGAGUUGCCACCAAAGUCGUCUCGACGCAAAUUGAGCCAGAAUGCAUCUCCUUCUCACCAAUACACAAAGCCAGCACCUAAUGCUUCACAGAAUUUAAAUGAACAGAUUGCAGGGAACUCUAAUUCUUAUGGCGGAAACAGCUCCUCAAGAACUGAUAGCCUGGCUUUCAUCCCUACCUUCAACAGUCAGGACGAGAAAAAGAAGUCAAAGAAGGACAAGGAUGACGAUUCUGCGUCCACCAAAUCAACAAGCAGCGCAUGGAAAUGGUUCAAGAGCAGCAGUGAGGACAAGGAGAAAAAGAAAGAAGAAGGCAAGAAGUCGAGAACAAAGGCACUUGUUGAGCGAGCCCAAGAUAAUGUACGGCUGGACGUCAUACAGACGUCGAUCGAUAAGACGGCGAUCAAGGGUCGCGAGAGCGUCGUAUUGGAUCGGGAUAGUGUGGAUAGCAAACUUCAAGAUGAUCGGAGAAAGGAUGGCCACCGAAAGAGUGACGGGAAGAAGGAGAAGGAUUCCAGCAUUUUUUCGUCCAUCUUUGGAGGCAGCAAGAAGAAGGAAGAGAAGGACAGGCACAGCAAGAAGUCCCAGCAUCUCCGAGUCCCGUCCGAACCCCCUGUCGUCAAACCCUUGGAACCCGAUGUCGACUAUCACUGGACUCGGUUUCCCCUCUUGGAGGAGCGGGCUAUCUAUCGAAUGGCACAUAUCAAACUGGCAAACCCUCGACGCCCGUUGUUAAGCCAGGUAUUGCUCAGCAACUUCAUGUACAGCUAUUUGGCAAUCGUUCAAGCGAUGCAUCCCAACAUGAACGUCCCCGUCUCCCCCCAGCAGAAACGUCUUGAGGAAGAGGCCAGACGAAAACGGGAAGAGGAGGAGUAUUUGGCCCAGCAGCAGAUGCAGGCAGGACAAAAUGAACAAGACCUGGACCAGUAUGACUUUGAUUAUCAUCGGUCUGCCGUGGCAUACGGUGAGGCCGGGGCUAACGAAGAGGUGGACUACGUUGAUGACGCUCAAAUAUAUGAAGAUGAGCAUGGGACUGAUCACCAUCACCAACAAACCCGUCAGCAGGAUUAUGGUUAUGAGGGUACAGACUCCUACGGUCACGAGGUGAAGGAUUAUUACCAGUAUCACGACAAUGAUCAACGUCGUGAUGGAAGAGACAACAAUAUGUGGUGA